AUGCCGGUCGUAAAAGGCGGUGUUUGGACCAAUAUCGAAGAUGAAAUCGUCAAGGUUGCUGUUUCCAAGUACGGCCUUAAUCAAUGGGCUCGAGUUUCUUCUCUUCUUGCGCGCAAGACCCCGAAACAAUGUAAAGCUAGAUGGUCAGAAUGGCUAGAUCCCGCCAUCCGAAAGAUCGAGUGGUCCAAAGAGGAGGACGAAAAACUUCUUCAUCUAGCUAAAUUGAUGCCUACGCAAUGGCGAACUAUUGCUCCUAUUGUUGGACGAACGGCUACGCAGUGCUUGGAGAGGUAUCAGAAACUGUUAGAUGAAGCCGAAGCCAGGGAAUCAGACGAGCUAGGCCUGGGAGGGCCGGCUGGUGGCGAGGCUUCUGCCCCUAGUGCAGACGAUGUUAGAAGACUACGACCAGGAGAGCUAGACCCCGAUCCCGAAUCCAAGCCUGCUCGUCCCGAUACUAUUGACCUCGAUGAAGAUGAGAAGGAGAUGCUUAGUGAAGCACGAGCGCGUCUUGCUAACACCCAAGGCAAGAAAGCGAAGCGAAAAGCUAGAGAACGACAGCUAGAGGAAUCCCGGCGACUUGCCGUCCUACAAAAAAGAAGAGAGCUCAAAAAUGCGGGAAUCAAUAUCAAAGUUGUCACGCGAAAGCCUGGUCAAAUGGACUACAAUGCGGAUAUACCAUUCGAAAAGGCGCCUGCGCCCGGUUUCUACGAUACACUUGAUGAACAGUCAAGAAACGAACGUCAGCGUGCGAACUUCGAUCCCCGCAAGCUCCAACUCGCAAGUAAACGGAAGGGAGACCAGGAAGAGGACGAUGAUAGGAAGAGACGGAAGAAUGAAAAGAAUGGCUCGUCUUCAGCCUUUGCGGCUGCUGCUAAAGCAGGCCAGAUGCAGCGAAUUCGUGAAGCGGAACAAAGCAGCAAACGUCGAGCACUGGUCCUCCCAAGUCCACAGGUAGGAGAAACUGAGCUGGAAGAGAUUGUCAAAAUGGGAAUGGCUGGAGAACGCGCAAGUAAGAUGGCGGGUGAAGAUGGUAAUGACGGAACUCGGGGGCUUGUCGGUAACUAUUCUAAUAUUGUCGGGAACACGCCUAUUCGAACACCCAGGGCAUUACCGGAAGAAGACAGAAUUGCGAAUGAAAUCCGAAAUAUCAAGGCAUUGACGGAGACACAAUCAUCCCUCCUGGGCGGUGAAAAUACUCCUCUCCUUGAAGGAGGCUCGACUGGAUUCGAGGGAAUAGCACCUCGCCAACACCAAAUGAUUACUCCGAACCCUAUGGCGACGCCAUUCCGACAGGGUAUGGGAAAUGCAGCAAACGCUACCCCAAUGCGUGGGCCUGGUGCAACGCCUCUGCGAACCCCUAGAGACUCGUUAAUGAUUAAUCUAGAAACUGGCGAUCCUUACCAGCUUGUUGGUGCUACGCCCAGGGAGGUAAAAAUGCGGGAAAACAUUGCGAGACAAAAUCUGCGAUCCCAGCUUUCUUGUCUUCCCAAGCCCAAGGAGACGGAAUGGGAGCUAGAGGAAAUGCCUUCAGAACGGCCAGUCCCACAGUCCUUUAAUGAGGUUUCAGAAGAGGAUGCCUCUGAGCGUGAUAUGAGAAACAGACUUGCGGCCGAGAAAGCAGCGGAAUUAGAAUUUAAACGACAAACACAAGUCUAUCAACAGGGGCUUCCUCGUCCGGCCUUGGUCAACAUCCGGCGCCUAAUGGAGGAUGCUGAUAAAAUAGAAUGUCCUGCUCGUCGACUUGUCGCGCUUGAGAUGGCAAAGCUGAUUGCGAAUGAUGCUCGAAAGUUUCCAUUACCCGGAAUUAGAGUCGAGGGUAAAAUACCGAAACUAGACACGUUAGAUGAUGAUCUAAUAUCAAAGGCAAGAGAAGAGGUAGAUGCAGAGGCCGGGAAACUUGGAGCACAGUCGCAAUGGAAUGAUAGUUUCCGGUCAUCGUGGUCUACCCUUCAUGUGUCUACCUCUACUUUGCCCGGGCUUUCACUAUACAGUGAGGAAGGAGGAGAUAAUGAAGAUCGUUUCGAACAAGAGAAGGAGGAGGUAACUCAUGCGUUUGACAGUGUUCAGGCUAGCUUGCUGCAAGCCGCUGAGCAAGGUAACAAACUGGAGAAGAAGAUUGCAUUACAUUUUGGGGGCUAUCAGACUCGAGCAAAGACGUUGCGAAAUAAAAUAAUCCAAGCUGAUGAAGCCCUCAGCAAAGCUAACACGGCCCUCGACUCGUUCCGCACAUUACAAAUUGCGGAAGAUGCAGCCAUUGCCUUACGGCUUGAGAGUAUUCGGGACGAAGUAACCUUUAUUACGAGACGAGAGCGCGAAGCACAGGAGCUCUACAGGGCUAGAAAGGACGAGCUUGAAUCUUUGGGUGGAGUGAAUGGGUGCCAUUGA
Messenger RNA from Trichophyton rubrum CBS 118892, 2385 nucleotides. RefSeq names its product pre-mRNA-splicing factor cef1. Gene Ontology annotation, biological process: mRNA splicing, via spliceosome. The record is from RefSeq and is a predicted model, not a curated record. The coding region runs from base 1 to 2385 and encodes 794 amino acids. Gene Ontology annotation, cellular component: Prp19 complex; spliceosomal complex. The transcript has 3 exons. Lineage: Eukaryota; Fungi; Ascomycota; Eurotiomycetes; Onygenales; Arthrodermataceae.